UUCUCCGGCAGAAUCCAUCAUGAGUCAUCUCCCUCGAGGACCGAUCGAUUUGUGAGCGAAGACACACCACCCAUGGGUGUUGAUGAUCCUACCAACAUAGCCGGGAGUAUGGCAAUAGUUGAUUCAUGGGGGACGAAAAGAAAGCAGGUCUAUCUAUGGACAUGCUGUGGGUGUGGAAACACCGGCAUGCCAAUUAGCUACUCAAACUGUCAGACCUGUGACGUCGCACGCUGCGCAUAUUGCGCUGUCUCCAAAGUUCGAAUCUGAUAGCUUCUGGCAUGCCAAGGAAAGCCGGUCGUGUAACGGACAGGUCAAAGAGAUUGCGGGAAAGGGGGGGACAAACGUACGGCGAACUGCCUCUACAUGGAUCGCCA
Messenger RNA from Colletotrichum godetiae, 374 nucleotides. RefSeq lists its product as uncharacterized. The record is from RefSeq and is a predicted model, not a curated record. The coding region runs from base 73 to 267 and encodes 64 amino acids. The transcript is spliced from 2 exons. NCBI's taxonomy places the organism in Eukaryota, Fungi, Ascomycota, Sordariomycetes, Glomerellales, Glomerellaceae.